AUGUUCCUUGAUUCAGAUGCUAGACCAACUAGCCAAGAGCAGCAUAUCCAUGAGUUCAAGGGUACAUACGCCGAGCUUGUAAUGGCGGAGAAAAGAUCCGUUGAAAUAUACCAGGCACAGUCGCAGCAGACGUAUCGUUCAUCUCCACCCAAGUCCAGCCCAAAGGUUCAACAUUGUCAACAUGGUGCUUUGGGCACAACCCAAGGACCCCAUCGCGACCUAUAUGACCCCAAGUGGUCGCAUCAAGAGACCAAGAUGUUCCCUCAGCCAGAUACUAGACCGAUCAGCCAAGAGCAGCUUAUCAAUGAGGUCAAAGGUAUCUACGCCGGGCUUGUGAUGGUAGAGAAAAAAUGCGUUGAAAUAUGCCAGUCCCAGUCGCAGCAAACAAACAAGUUGACCGAUGAGCAGUGGCAGGCGUUGAUAGCUCUGCAUCGAACGCUGUUACAUGAGCAUCACGACUUCUUUCUGGCAAGCCAGCAUCCAACUGCCACUCCUGCACUGAGGAGACUCCCACAAAAAUAUGCCAUGCCAGCGAGAAUGUGGCGGCAUGGGAUCCAUGGUUUCCUCGAAUUAUUAAGGCAUCGCUUGCCACAUUCGCUUGAACAUAUGCUGAGCUUCGUCUACUUGGCGUAUCAGAUGAUGGGCCUCUUGAUGGAGUCGGUUCCAGCAUUUCAUGAAACAUGGAUUGAAUGCCUCGGCGAUCUGGCUCGAUAUCGAAUGGCGAUUGAGGAAACAGAUAUGAGGGAUCGUGAAAUUUGGUCAAAUGUGGCAAGGACGUGGUACAACCGUGCUGCUGAUCGCUCGCCAGAUACUGGACGGAUCCAGCACCAUCUAGCGGUACUAGCUAGACCUAAUGUCGUCAGCCAACUUUUUUACUACUCAAAGGCAUUGGUAUGUGCCACUCCAUUUGUUGACACCAGAGAGUCGAUUGAGCGUCUAUUCUCGCCGUUGCUGGACCAGCCAAAUGAAGUUACAACUCGAAAUAUCCUCCCCUUCUUACGUGAGGCCCAAGAGAACCUGGAUCGACAGAAUUUCGUUGGUGGCCAAUGGCCUGAAGAUUUCCUCGUGCGUGGCUUGCUUUGGGCACUAUACUACUAUCCACCCGACCUUUUCGAGGGCCAAAAGGUCGAUGAGAACGAAAGCAUGCUGGAGCACCCAAGCCACCACGCGCUCUUUACUCAUCAUGCAUACCAUGACCCCAAGAGACGACCGUUUGCUGCAGGAAGUUCUCCUACGACCCUCAUUGAAUCUACGACGGAAAAUGCGAACCAAUUCCAGGCACUGAGUCCUUGGACAAACACGGCUAGACGAUUUCAAAACGUGGUGAACAAAUCGAUUAGAGCUGUGCUCGAAGGGCCGGAGUUAUCAGUUUUACAGCGCCUUCUAGCAACGACAUCUACGUUUAAGCUGCUAUCGCCAGUCCUUGCCCAAGAGCCACCAGAUUCAUCUCCAACGCUCGCUGAGCAUUCAUCGGAGAUACCUCAGGAGUCCCACCACUGGGGAUACGUUGCUGUCGGGUUUGGCAAAUUUCUAGUACUUAAUUUUGGUCCACCAAUUGUGUUGUGUAUUUUACUUCGUAUCAUCCAGAAUAUUGCAUUCCGAUGGUCGAACCGUACUGCAUGGCGCAAAUCGGAUCAACUGAAGAAUCGAUUUGACCAUACAGAGUACUGCGCUCUUGUGUCGGCAGCGCUUUACUUAGCGGCUGCGAGACUUCCCGAUCCAUGGAAGGUGUGCCUUGUGGUUGAUGCUGGCUGGUACCAAAAGCAACAUUGGGAUGCACACUUGGCCGCGCAGCGUCAAAUCAGGACCGGCAAUGUCGCAGAAUACCUUGUCUGCCUGUUUUCGAGCUUCCUUUUGGCAGGGGCUGUCUGUUGGGUUGCCGGUCCCUACGGCGGUGGUCUCGUGGAUUUUGUCUCUUUGAUUCCAAUCUCGUCGCUGGCCGUUGUCAAGCUUAUCACUAGUGGCAUUAUUCCGGCUCUUACAGGGAAUACUGGCCUACCUGGAUCAUGGGGCCACCAUUUGCCUCUGCCCGCAGUUACUCAACCUCCCCGUGUGAGACGACUCACCGAUAGGAAUUGA
Molecule: messenger RNA, 2079 nt
Organism: Exophiala mesophila
Lineage: Eukaryota; Fungi; Ascomycota; Eurotiomycetes; Chaetothyriales; Herpotrichiellaceae
Exons: 3
Coding region: 1-2079 (692 amino acids)
Biological process (GO): nuclear-transcribed mRNA catabolic process, nonsense-mediated decay
Cellular component (GO): telomerase holoenzyme complex
Molecular function (GO): telomeric repeat DNA binding; protein binding; telomerase RNA binding
Source: RefSeq, a predicted model, not a curated record